AUGCCAACACCAAUACCGCUAACAAGAGCCAAGAAUCCACCGCCACUGCCUCAUGAGCUACACAACAACAUCAGCAGCAACAACAGCAACAGCCUGUACGGCAGUCAGACUGCGCUCAACAAUCAUCAGCAUCCCCAUCAGUAUCAUCCCAACACUCCUCCCACCACAAACACAACACAAACGACUCAGACGACACAAACGACACAGACAACAAAGACCACACAAACCACACAGCCACCAACGGCAGCAACAACUGCGGCCAAAACUCACCAACAACUGAACACCAACACACCAACGAAAGCUUCGCGUGAGGCAACACCAACACGGGAACAGCAGCAGCAGCAGCAUGCAACGCCCACACGCGAGCAGAAGCAACACCAACAACGUCGACAGCUUCGCGAUCAGCGUGAACUGCGCGAGCAACGUGAGCCUAAAGAGAUGCUCUAA
Messenger RNA from Drosophila persimilis, 447 nucleotides. RefSeq names its product putative mediator of RNA polymerase II transcription subunit 29. NCBI's taxonomy places the organism in Eukaryota, Metazoa, Arthropoda, Insecta, Diptera, Drosophilidae. The transcript has 3 exons. The record is from RefSeq and is a predicted model, not a curated record. Bases 1 to 447 code for a protein of 148 amino acids.